AUGACCGUCUCCCUCAGAGACCUCGCCGUCGCCUAUCUCGUCCAAAAAUGGCUCCAAAUGGAGGUCAUCACUCACCUUAUCCGAGGACUCAAAGUGAUGGCCAUGCUCGGCGGAGCAUGUCCGGGUAGUUUCUCGUGCCUGGACGAUGACGACCACUUCCAAGAGUGCUACAAGACCCUGUAUGACAUGAUAGUCAAGUACGGCUUCGACGGGAUCGAUCUCGACGUCGAAGAACCGAUGUCGCAAGAUGGAAUUGGCCGACUGAUCGAUCGACUUCGGGCGGACUUUGGGCCGGAGUUCAUCAUCACGCUGGCGCCCGUUGCGACGGCUUUGCAGGGCCAGGCCCAUUUGUCCGGGUUCAGUUACCUUGAGCUUGAACGUGGGCGUGCUGACAAGAUUAAUUGGUACAAUACACAGUUUUAUAAUGGGUGGGGGAGUAUUGAGACUACCGAGGACUAUGAGAAAAUCAUGGAGAUGGGGUGGGAACCGUCUCGUGUCAUUCCAACUUUGUUGACCCAUUCGAGCAACGGAACUGGGGGUUACGUACAGUUUGACAGGCUGAAGGUGAUAUUGACGGAGCUGCGGCUCACAUAUGUUCGAUUUGGAGGUGUGGCCGGGUGGGAAUAUUUCAAUUCGGAUCCUAGUGGACAAGAUGCCCCGUAUCACUGGAGCGUGCUCGUUGGAAGGGCACUUGGGUUGAUUCCGGAUAUUACUGAGGGCCCAUUCCGGAGUGGCCGUUAG
Aspergillus alliaceus is the source of this 741-nucleotide messenger RNA. Its product is annotated as glycoside hydrolase superfamily. The record is from RefSeq and is a predicted model, not a curated record. The transcript has 3 exons. Gene Ontology annotation, molecular function: hydrolase activity, hydrolyzing O-glycosyl compounds. Gene Ontology annotation, biological process: carbohydrate metabolic process. Lineage: Eukaryota; Fungi; Ascomycota; Eurotiomycetes; Eurotiales; Aspergillaceae. The coding region runs from base 1 to 741 and encodes 246 amino acids.